This is a messenger RNA of Mucor velutinosus, 3120 nucleotides long. RefSeq lists its product as uncharacterized. Bases 1 to 3120 code for a protein of 1039 amino acids. NCBI's taxonomy places the organism in Eukaryota, Fungi, Mucoromycota, Mucoromycetes, Mucorales, Mucoraceae. The transcript is spliced from 9 exons. Gene Ontology annotation, molecular function: calcium-activated cation channel activity. Gene Ontology annotation, cellular component: plasma membrane. The record is from RefSeq and is a predicted model, not a curated record.
AUGAGCAGUAAAGCAGACAAUGCCGAGAAUGCGCAACUCUCGCUGACUGGCAUGGCAACACAGCUCGGAAUCAAUGUUGGCAUCGCUGUCGGCGUCUUGCUAGUGUUCAAUAUAUUACGACCAAACAACUCUCUGGUAUACGCACCAAAAUACAAAUACGCUACUAAAACAAAGCAGCCACCCGAACUAGGACAUGGCUUCUUUGCUUGGUUUGGGCCUGUCAUGCACACGCCAGAUAGUGUACUAAUAGAAAAGAUUGGCUUUGAUGCGACGCUGUUUAUCCAAUUCAUACGAAUGAUUCGAAGGAUGCUCUACUUUAUGACAUUUAUCGGUGUCUGUGUCAUCAUUCCAAUCAACAUUGUGGCCACCUCAUACACUGGGGAAUGGCCUCCCUCUCCAGGCGUAGAGUUUCUGUCAAUAUCCACCAUCAACUAUUACGACGGCAAAUUUCACGGUUCCAACGGUGAUCUCAACUGGUAUUGGUGCCAUGCUGCUGGAACAUGGCUCUAUUCGCUGAUCAUCUACAUUUUUCUAUGGAAGUUUUACGCCAGCUAUGUGCAAUUUAGACAACAGUACUUUGAAAGCGAUGAAUAUCAGAAAUCAAUGCAUGCGAGAUCACUGAUGGUGUUUAAUGUGCCGCCGUCUAUGCGCUCUGAUGAAGCACUCGGCAACUGGGUCCAUUCGCUUGGACUCAAAUACCCUGCCCAACAAGUGUGCAUAGGUACACAGAACACAGAGCUUGCAAAAUAUGUGGAAGAGCAUGAAGAGGCAGUGAGGAAGCUGGAAAUUAUCUUGUCAAAUCAUUUGAAAGAUGGCCAAGUGAUCGAAGGCAAAAAGAGGCCUCUUGAGCGCAUUGGAGGCUACUUUGGAUGCUGUGGAGGAGUCAAGGUGGAUGCUAUUAAUUACUACUCGGAGAAGGUGCAAGAGCUACAGGAAAAGAUCACAGAAGCACGCUCCCGCAUAUCGACGAGUAAAAAGACGAAUUAUGGCUGGAUAUCAUACGACAAAGUGUCCUGGGCACAUGCCAAUGCAAAGUUUCUAGCUUCAUCUUCAUCGCCGCUAAAAUCACUGCCAAAACGUAUUGAAGGAGCCACACCCUCGAUUGAACUAGCACCACAGCCCAAAGACAUCAUUUGGUCCAACCUGUCACUCAACGAGCACGUCAAGCGAACAAAGCGACUGAUUGUCACGUUUAUAUUCUAUGGAUUUGUGUUCUUUUGGUUCAUUCCAUCCAGUUUCUUGUCGGCGUCUUCCAACGUCAAGGACUUUUUGAGGCUGUUUCCUGGAUCCACUCAAUUCAUGAAGGAGCACAAGACAUUUGUCUCGCUACUUAGUUCGUGGUUUACGCCAAUUGUCAUGGCCAUCUUCUUUUUCAUUUUGCCCAAGAUUUUGAGGUUCAUGUCUCAGCAACAAGGAUAUAUGACUGGAACAAGUUUGGACCGGCAGGUAUUGGCAAAGUUGUUUAUCUUCUUUAUCAUCAAUAAUUUGCUGGUUUUCACUGUAUCUUCUACAUUGAUUGCCGUGUAUGCAGAGAUUCAAAAGGCCGUCGAAAAUGGGACUACACUAACGGCACAGCAGUUCUUUUCCACUAUGAGUGGCAAUCUGACACAAGUAGCCAAAAAUCUGAGUGAUGUCUCAACUUAUUGGGUUAAUUAUGUGUCAUUAAAAGGCCUGGGUGUCAUUGUGGAUCUAGCGCAGAUAGUUGUUCUGUUGACUGUGACCUUGAGAAAGUUGUUUACCAGGCCUAGUCCACGCCAAUUGCAAGAAUUCACUCGACCUACGGCAUUUGACUAUCCACUCUUUUACAAUGUACUGCUCUUCUUUUUUACAGUAGGCCUCGUUUACUCUGUAAUUGCACCUCUCGUAUUACCAUUCACUAUGCUCUAUUUCCUUCUGGCAACCAUGGUUUUCAAAUACUUGUUAAUGUAUGUAUUUGUCACUGCUGUAGAAACAGGCGGUCAGAUUUGGCGCUUGCUGUUCAAUCGAUUAUUGGUAUCUACAGUGUUGUUUCAAGUCAUUAUGGUUGGUGUUCUCAACCUCAAAAGUGCCCGUAUACCCUCGCUUGCUGUAGCACCUUUGCCGCUGAUUACCGUUCUGUUCAAAAUCAUUUGUAGUCGACGUUUUGACAAUAGAGUCUACUAUUAUACCCCAAAGAUGGAACCUACAGUAACAGCAAGAUACGAUCAAGAUUACAAGCACGGAGACAGUAAUGCCAGAAAAGCAAAGAACUCCAUUGGAUUUCGAUUUGGUGAUCCAGCCUUCUUUGCAGAGCUUCCAGUGCCUAUGGUUCAUGAACGUGUGCGACAUUUGCUGCCCAAACUGUACGGCAGCAGUGCAAGCAAUGCAAGUAAAAAGCCUUUCAUCAGUCGCAUGACACGACAAAAGAGUGUUCGCCAUGUAUCCGUUAUUCAUCUACAAAACGACGCAGGAGGGCCUGGUGGAGAAUUACAGUUUCAAAGUAUUGGCGAAAAGGACUUGGAGCUGGAUGAUUCAACAGAAGGCAUCAAGGGAAUGUACAAGUUCAACGAGGAUGAGGAGGAACAGAAUAUUGUGGAUCCACCAAAAACCAGCUAUUACAGCAACAGUUUCUCUUCUCACAACAAUAUCAACAACAAUACCAUCGCUAUGAAUCCACUAAAAAGACUCAGUAAUCGAAUCAGCGCAUCCUUACAUUACAACAACGGCUCAAGCGCAUCAGCUAAGAACGACAUGUACUCUCCUAGAAGACCUUUGGUCACAUCAGCAUCUUACAUGGACACCAAUUCAGGGAGUACUGAAUAUGAUGAUCAUGAUAUCCUAUCCUCUUAUCAUCAUGCUCCAGCAGAGCAGUAUCCAACUCCCCCACUUGCGCCACAUCGACAAAUGACAGAGGAUAUGGAAUAUUUUGUAGCUGGAAGAGCGUAUCGAUCUCAUGAUCCCCACAAUCUAAACAACACAAAUGUGAUUGAAAUGGCUAACAUAUACCGUUCUCAACAGCAGCCUUACGAGCCUCAGCCACAACACAAUCCCCUCGUUGACAAUUACCAACACUACAUUCAAAAUCCAAUCAACGCGUAUACCUCUGGGAGUGGAAGAAUCAAAAAUCAUCCACAUGAAAUGAGCAACAAUAAUCGCUUUUGA